Molecule: messenger RNA, 1603 nt
Organism: Herpailurus yagouaroundi (jaguarundi)
Lineage: Eukaryota; Metazoa; Chordata; Mammalia; Carnivora; Felidae
Gene: TRMO
Product: tRNA methyltransferase O
Exons: 5
Coding region: 71-1405 (444 amino acids)
Source: RefSeq, a predicted model, not a curated record
AGGCACCAAGUUCGAACACAGGAAGCGGAAAGUCUGCCGAGUUGGUUCGGCACCUCAGUGAAAAGUAGCCAUGCGCGUCUUGGAGGAGACAGGGCCUGAGGCCACAGCGACCCCCUGCGGGUGCGUGAAGCCGGCUUUGGAAACAGGGAAUCUUUUAACUGAGCCAGUUGGCUACUUGGAAUCCUGUUUCUCAGCCAAGAAUGGUACUCCAAGGCAGCCAUCUGUUUGUAGCCAUUCGCGAGCUUGUUUGAGAAUUCGGAAGAGCAUCUUUAAUAAUCCUGAGCAUUCCUUGAUGGGCUUAGAACAGUUUUCUCAUGUUUGGAUUUUGUUUGUUUUUCACAAAAAUGGUCAUUUGAGCUGUAAGGCAAAAGUGCAGCCUCCUAGGCUGAAUGGCGCAAAGACUGGAGUUUUCUCCACAAGGAGCCCUCAUCGUCCCAAUGCAAUAGGAUUGACUCUGGCCAAGCUGGAAAAGGUAGAAGGUGGAGCCAUAUACCUUUCUGGAAUUGACAUGAUUCAUGGCACACCUGUCCUAGACAUAAAGCCCUACAUAGCUGAAUAUGACUCACCACAAAAUUUGAUUGAACGUUUACAGGACUUUAAUUUACAGAAUAACCAAUAUAAGCAUCCAAACACGCUCCAGUCUGGUGGCAAGACUGACAGCUGUGACCAGCAACAGCUCUCAAGGUAUGAUAAACCACAACACUGUGGUCACACUGAGGAGAAACUUAAAUGUGCCGAAGACAGAACUUCAGGAGAAAACUAUAUGAAACGUGACAGCUCAACACAAAUCCGGCGAAACUCCCCUAAGCACAGGGAGAUAGUGGGGGAUUUGGGUGUCAAAUCCAGAAGUGAUCAGAGUCCAAGUGUGGCAGAAGAGCAAAUCGGCCCAUAUUUCCUGGAGAAGAGCUUCUCAGAGGAAGGUACAGAAAGGAGGCAAAGGAGAGGGAAAGAAGCAGUGAUUUCACAAGGAAGUAGUACAGAGGUCCAGCCUGUGGUUCUUCACGGCCGUCCCAGGAGGGCUGAUGCAGCCCACUGCAGCGUGGUCCCCGCGUGGGUGAGAGAGGCCCCUGUGGCCACCUUGGAAGUGCGGUUUACUCCUCACGCAGAGAUGGAUCUUGAGCACCUCAGUUCAGGAGGUGUACCAGAUGGCAGUCAGUCUUCAUUUAAAUAUUUUCAAUCAGCAGAGGAAGCAAGGCACGCCAUUGAGGCUGUGUUGUCAGCUGACCCUCGGUCUGUAUAUCGACGGAAGCUCUGCCAGGAUCGCCUUUUCUACUUUACUGUAGACAUAGCGCAUGUCACUUGCUGGUUUGGUGAUGGCUUUGCAGAGGUUCUAAGGAUCAAGCCAGCUUCGGAGCCUAUUCAAAUGACUGACCCUACAGAAUCCUUGGUGUCUCUGGGAUCGUAAGUAGCCUCUAUCGUGUGUUUUAAACAGCCUAAUUGACUUUGGAUGGGGCUGUUCGAUUAUCUGUAUAAGCUAACGAUGUGCCGCCUUUGCAAAAAGAAGCAACACUUUGUGAUCUCAUUGCUUUGAUUGAUUUGGGUUGUUCAAAAUAUUUAUUUGAAAAACCUAUAUUUUAAUAAAGUGAGAGAUGUAAAAUUUAGA